This is a messenger RNA of Aspergillus sclerotioniger CBS 115572, 1407 nucleotides long. Its product is annotated as carbon-nitrogen hydrolase family protein. Gene Ontology annotation, molecular function: catalytic activity. The record is from RefSeq and is a predicted model, not a curated record. The transcript has 3 exons. Lineage: Eukaryota; Fungi; Ascomycota; Eurotiomycetes; Eurotiales; Aspergillaceae. The coding region runs from base 270 to 1280 and encodes 336 amino acids.
CGGGAUCGGUCCAGUGGAUGCGACAGGACCCCCUAUCGGACCCGUAUCAGCUUCCAUCGCUCAGAAUUCUCACUGAUGCCCCUGUCAUUCGCUCAGCAUCCUUGUCUCAAUCCUGGCCCCGAUCCUGGUGUCGUGGAACAGACACUGACGUAUUCAUUUGUCAUCGGCUGCGCAUGGGGUCCGUUCGCCCUUAUGUGCUGAUGUGCUUAGAAGAGCUGCCACGUGCAACUGUUUUUUCUUCGCAUCGAUAACCCCUGAGAUAUCUCAUCAUGGCGACUACCACGGUUCGCGUCGCUAUCACCCAGCAAGAGCCGGUCUGGCUCGACCUUGAUGCCACGGUCGACAAGACCUGUCGACUGAUUGCCGAGGCAGCAAGCAAUGGUGCGCAGUUGAUUACCUUUCCGGAAUGCUGGAUUCCAGGUUAUCCUGCUUGGAUAUGGUGUCGUCCCAUCGAUACUGAUCUAUUCAAGACCUAUUUCAAAAAUUCCCUGUCGUAUGAGUCAGAGCAUAUGCGCAGGAUAUGUCGGGUUGCCACCCAGCACAGAAUCACUGUCGUGCUUGGAUUCUCUGAGCGCGAUGGUAACUCGCUGUACAUUGGUCAAUGUACUAUCGACUCGACGGGCAAGAUUGUCAUGCGCCGGCGCAAGGUCAAGGCCACCCAUAUGGAGCGCACCGUCUUCGGCGAAGCAUCCGGGAGCAGUCUGCUCAAUGUCGUCGACCUCCCCAUCGGCAAAGUCGGCACGCUCACGUGCUGGGAGCAUAUCCAGCCGCUGCUCAAGUAUCACACGAUGAUCCAAGGAGAGGAAAUUCAUGUGUCGACAUGGCCACCCCUGCCUCCCCAUUUCGGGGGUGAUUCGUUAUGGGGGAUGUCAGCUGAAGGUGGAAUGAGCGCGUCGCAAGUCUUUGCGCUCGAGUCGGCGGCCUUCGUUCUACACACGACUGCUGUUAUGGGUCCGAAGUGUGCCGAGGUGAUGAAGUUGAUCCCUCCUUGGGAUGUCGUCGGGGGCGGCUCGUCGGCGGUCGUUGGCCCUGAUGGACGUCGGUUGACGGAGCCGCUGCCGCCUACAGAAGAGGGCAUCAUCUAUGCAGAUCUGGACAAGGAUGUCAUUGUAUCCUGUCGGCACUUUGUCGAUGCCUGUGGGCAUUACAGCCGGCCUGAUCUGCUCUGGUUGGGGGUUGAUACCCAGGAGAAAGUCCAUCACCGUCCGGCCGAGGGGAGAUCACCGAGCGUUGCAAGGGGUCGGGAGCUCAGGUCGCAACCUGUGUAUGAGAAUUUUUGAGCUGUCUUGUGCUGCCCUAUUGAAGCUGCAUCUGUUGAUGCCUUAGCGACUAUGUAUGCCUUGUCGGGUGUACGACCUCUUUUCAGCUUGUACUUGCUGUACUUUCAAGUUUGAAUAUCAAUGGUUG